UUGAACGGUUCGUCAACCAAUAAGAGGACCGAUAUAGAUAACGUUGCAUCAAAGAGCAAUAGUUUCAUUGGUUGAAUGGUUGUGUGCAUUUCCGCCAAAGUAGUAGUGUUGUGCAACGACUGCGUAAAGUUCACUAUUGGUCUACGAUCCGCAUUAUCGAGGUCGUCCAAUAGUGCUCGAUUUGGCUACAGUUCGCCAGUUAAAUGUUCAACACGAUCCCUCUGUUAAUGUCAAGACCCGCGCCGUGAAAUAGUCGCCAUCUUUGCGACCGAGUCGCAUCCCCUCGAUUCGGUCUGUCGUAUUGUUCGCGCAGCUUUAUGUUGUGUCGGAUAGAAAAAAAAUCGUUGAAAAUUGGUGACGAAACGGGUAAAGCGGUUCAGUGAGACCGGAUAGCUUUCAAGCUUCGCCGAGAGUGUAGCCCAGCACGAAGAGCGAACGUUACGUGUGGGGCUUACGUUCUCCUGGCCUCGCGAGCGCAACCGAGUGGUGAUAAUAGACCAGCUCGCGAUUCAUCGGCCGGACCGUUAGUUACCGGCGUAUGCCAUUGUAACGUGUCGACGAAGAUCGUUUCGGUGGGAGAAAAAUGAGUUGUCAACGCAACGCUGGCAAGAUCACGGUGCCAGACGAGCUGCGUGACAUUCUGUUGGAGUUCACGAUCAGCUAUUUGCUGGAGCAACCGGUGGAUAUCAUCGAGUAUGCGAUAGGUUUUUUCACGCAACUUCGGGAAAGCCGUCAGACUCAGUUGAUUCAUCUCACUGCGCAGACCUGCUCCUCUACGCCGGACGAGUCUGUCGAUGAAGAACCGCCGCUCGGAAGGUUCGCGACAAGGAGGAAGAGUAUCUUUACGGAAGCGUACAAUCCUGAGGAAGACGAGGAAGACGAUGGAGCUAAGAUGGUGCAUCCGAAGAGCGACGAGCAACGGCAGAGGCUCAGCGACAGCGUUAAGAAUAAUUUUCUGUUUCGGGCCCUAGACGAGGAACAAAUGGCGGACGUGCUGGACGCGAUGUUCGAGAAAACCGUACAGCCGGGAGAAUUCAUUAUUCGACAAGGUGACGACGGUGACAAUUUCUACGUCAUCGAGAGGGGAAAGUUCGAGGUGUACGUCAAAGAUUCGCAGACGGGCGUUGAAUCCAUGAUACACAUGUACGAUAACCGCGGUGCUUUUGGAGAGCUCGCUCUUCUGUACAAAAUGCCCAGAGCGGCCACUAUAAAGGCCGUCACGUGCGGUACAUUGUGGGCCAUGGACAGGCAAACUUUCCGACGUAUUCUUUUGAAAUCCGCCUACAAGAAGCGUAAGAUGUACGAGGACCUCAUCAACAAAGUCCCGAUGCUCAAGUCUCUGGAGCCUUACGAGCGCAUGAACUUGGCGGACGCCCUAGUACCAAAACAGUAUUCGGCCGGUGAACAGAUAAUCAGGCAGGGCGAUACUGCCGACGGGAUGUACUUCGUCGAAGACGGCGUCGUUAGGAUUACUAUACUCGGAGACUACGGUCGCGAGAUAGAGAUUAAUAGAGUCCCUGCUGGUGGGUACUUGGGCGAGUUGGCGCUCGUGACACAUAAACCUCGCGCUGCUUCGGCCUACGCUGUAGGCGACGUAAAGCUGGCCUUUCUGGACGUUGAAGCUUUCGAACGCUUACUUGGGCCUUGUAUGGAACUCAUGAAGCGUAAUAUCGACGAUUACGAGGAUCAGCUAGUCAAAAUCUUUGGCAGCAAAGCUAACGUUACCGAUAUCCGAUGAACUGUCCAUAAGUAGUGAUACGAUGCACUGCUGUACUAAAGACACGGCUUUCGUACAGUAAUGUAAGAUGAACACAAAAACUUGUACCACCCACUUAUAUGAAUCUCAUCCGCGUGUUUCAAGUUAUCAUCUCAAGUCGACUUUCGUAAUGACUGUUCACUUAGACGUGUACUAGUAAGGAUCGUCGUUAAUAGUUACCAAGUUUGUACCUAUGACACACACUGACGGAUAAAAAAAGAAAACUUGUAUAGGCUUCUCUCGACUAUUCGUAUUCGCAUAACGGCACUGAACUCUCUAAGACUGCAUCAGAUCGUGAAAUAUUACCCUAUCUUGUCAUGUGCUCGAUCGUAUACAAGAUAGUAAUCUGAGUAACAAAAUAGUAUUCUCAAAAAAAAAAAAAAAAAAAUACUCGGAUGAUGCAACGUAUCGACAGACUCGUGCAGUUUUCAAAUAAUGUACGUUUUAUGGUACUCUAUUCUUAUACUCGACAUUUCGAGAGCAUUAUUCCGCUUUAACGCAAAUAUCAAUAAAAUAAAUUGGUACAAGUGCUUCGAUGAUCUUUCUGGUCAAGACAAAAAUUGAAAUACCAAUGGUGUAUCUUACAUUAUGAUUUUCUUCGCGAUGUUGAAGGAGAGUUUUUAUUGCUAACUUAGUACGAAAAUAUAAAUUUAGUUGUACUAAAAGAUAAGAACGGAAAUACACAUUUCGAGAUCCUGA
Molecule: messenger RNA, 2455 nt
Organism: Hylaeus anthracinus
Lineage: Eukaryota; Metazoa; Arthropoda; Insecta; Hymenoptera; Colletidae
Gene: Pka-R2
Product: cAMP-dependent protein kinase type II regulatory subunit
Exons: 9
Coding region: 584-1738 (384 amino acids)
Biological process (GO): regulation of protein phosphorylation
Cellular component (GO): cAMP-dependent protein kinase complex
Molecular function (GO): cAMP-dependent protein kinase regulator activity
Source: RefSeq, a predicted model, not a curated record